GAGCGAGGUUUCCGAGAAGACAAGGCUCACGCGCCGGAAAGCGAUAACGCUGCAUUUUCGCUUUGACCAGUGUCCAGUUGACUGUUUGUCGGAUACUUAUUGAAUGCGAGAUUUUUUCUGAAACGAUCAAGACUACUUUGUUAUUUAGAUAAUGGAAGUCGAUAAGGAAGUGCAAAGCCCUGUGCAAAUGGGUAUCAUUACUCGUAUAGCUAUGAAAAAUUUUGUAACAUAUGAUGAGGUAGUUGUGAAACCGGGGAAAAACCUCAAUCUUAUUAUUGGUCCUAAUGGCACAGGAAAAUCAACUAUCGUUUCAGCCAUUGUUCUGGGAUUAGGUGGAAGCCCAAGUGUUAUUGGUCGUGCACCACAAAUUGGCCAUUACGUCAAAUCUGGUGAGCAAAAUGCCACUAUCGAGAUUGAUCUUCAAAAUGGUCCAAACAAGUUCGUUACAGUCACUCGGAUGUUUAACUUACAAAAUCAUACAACAUGGAUGGUCAACAAAAAAGGUGCUACUAGUAAACAAAUUACUGAUUUGAUGCGAACAUUCAACAUUCAGGUUGAUAAUCUCUGUCAAUUCCUACCUCAAGAUAAAGUUGUAGAAUUUGCUAAUAUGUCGCCACCUAAACUUUUAGAAGAAACUGAGCGAUCAGUCGGAGAUCCAAAAUUAUUAGAUAACCAUUUGAAGUUAAAGGCAUUAAGAACUCAACAAGCUGAUUUAGAAGAAGACCUUGAAAAGAAAACACGUCUGCAAGAUAGAGAAAAACAAAUUUAUGAUUCACUGAAAGAUUCUGUUGGACAUAUUCAAGAGCAAAAUGCAAUUAAGAAGAAGCUAAAGACUUUGAAGCAGAAAAAGAAUUGGCUUAUUUUUCAGAAUAAAAGAGAAGAAUUUAACAAGGCAAAAAUAGGACGAGAUGAAGCUCAAAAUAAAAAGAACAAUAUUGCAAAACAACUACAACCUGUAGAGGCUGCAAUCGCAAAAUUAAAAACAUCCAUUCAAGGUCUCGAAAAAACAGCAAAACAGCAUAAUUCUGAAACUUCGGCUAAGACUGCCAAGUUACAUAAAUUUCUAGAUGAUAUUGAAAAACAAGAAAAGUGUAUAGAUGAAAUUGAAGCAUUAUGUGAACAAAAAAUUAGAGAAGAACAAGAAUCUGAUAAUCGUAUUGAUGAAUUAAGAGAGCAAACAAACAAGAUGGAAAAUGACUUGAGAGCUCUCAUGGCUGAAGUCGGCGAAGUUGAAAGUUUGCAAGAACAACUAAACUCAAACACCCCACAAAUGAAUCAACAUAGAGUUACAGCAAAUGAACUCAGUUCUCAAAGAAAUUUUUUCAAAGAGCAAAUAGAUCAUAUUAGUAGAAAAAUUAGAGGUGAGGAACAAGUACUACAGCAAACACAAGACAUUGCAAAUAAACGUUUUGAACUGCUACAUACGAUGAGUGCUGAUGCAUACAAGGGUGUACUGUGGCUAAGAGAAAAUAGUCACCUGUUCUCAAAAACUAUUCACGAACCUAUGCUGCUUCAUAUUAACUUAAAAGAUUCAAAGUAUGCAAAAUAUUUUGAGAAUAUUAUACCUCAACGUGAUUUGACUGCUUUUGUAUGUGAAGAUAAGAAUGAUAUGAAUUUGCUGUUGAGGUAUCUAAGAGAUCAGCAAAAAUUGAGAAUCAAUGCUGUCCAUUCAGAUCCCAACAGAGUGGUUAAUUAUCAACCAAGCAUACCACUGCAAAAUAUUCAGCAGUAUGGCUUUGAACACUAUUUAGUAUCUCUUAUUGAUGCGCCUCAAACUAUUUUGAGUUAUUUAGUCAAAAUGUAUGGACUGAAUGAAAUACCCAUUGGAAAUGAUAAAGUUCAAUCGAGCUUGGACCAUAUUCCAGAUCAUUUUAGACGAUUUUUUAGUAGCAACAAUUCGUACAGUGUAAGUCGUUCAAAGUACACUGGGGAAAAGAGUACAAGACAAUCGGCUAUUUAUGCCGGAAAAAUUCUCUCGAUCACAGUUGACACAGACAAAAUACGCAAAAUUCAGCAAGAAAUAACGUUAUCAAAAGAAAAACUCAAUGCACUCAACAAUGAGUUAAAAACAAUCGAUGAAAAGAUAGUUGAAGUCCAAGAGAAAAUUAAAGCACUUAAAGAAAUCAGAAGUAGAAUUCAAGGAAGUUUGGAUCAAAUCCAAAAUUUACAAGUUCGAAUUAAUGUAAAUGAAAAAAAAAUUCAUGGAAUGCAAAGUAACCGAAUGAGUAUUGAUCAAAUCAGAUCGAAGUACAAACAAGAGAUUCAGGCUGCAGUAUUGAAACAACUUCAGUAUUAUCGGCAGUAUAACAAACUACUUGAUGACCUCUAUAAAAAUAUUAUCAUUAACGAAGAAUUUAAACUUCAAAUAAAAAUGGAAAAAAAUAAACUAGCCCAUAAGGAAAAUGAUUCCCACGAUUUAAGAGAAGAAUUUAACAACGCUGAAAGAGAUUACGAAAAUCUUAAUCGUGAACUACAACCGCUAAAAGUAGAACUGAAAAGUGCCUAUGCCACAGCUAAGGAAAGCACUGAUGGUCUGGAACCCGAAGAUAAAGACUUUGCUCCACUGAUGAAAUCUUUCGCUAAACUACCAGCAACUAUUGAGAAGUUAUUUGAAGAGAUUCAAGCUACACAGGCCAGGAUUUUCUGUCUUACAAAUGAUCAGCAAGAAGCUAAAAGAGUACUAGACCAAUUCAAUAUUGCAAAGAGACAUUUGGAAGAAUUAGAUGUGUUGAUAAAACAAAAAGAUGAAGAAUUGUCGAAAGUCACUCAACAAAUUGAGAAAGUAAAAGAUGAAUGGCUUCCCAUGUUAGAAUCUCUAGUAGAGAAAAUCAAUGCCAAUUUCAGUCAUUCUUUCACAAAGAUGAAAUGUGCCGGAGAAGUUUCUUUAAUCAAGGGUGACAAUGAGAUGGACUUUGAUAAAUAUGGGCUUAGAAUAAAAGUCAAGUUCCGAAAUGCAGAUGAAUUGCAAGCUCUCACUCGCACUCAUCAAAGUGGUGGCGAAAGAGCAGUUACUACUGCGGUAUACAUGAUCGCUUUGCAAGAAUUAACAAGAGUGCCUUUCCGCUGUGUUGACGAGAUCAAUCAAGGUAUGGAUGCCACUAACGAACGAAGAGUUUUUGAGUUAAUUGUCAAAAUAACAAGUCAAUGCAGUAGUUCCCAGUAUUUCAUGCUGACUCCUAAGCUGUUACCAGGUUUGGAGUAUAAUGAUUCUGUGACAGUAUUAACAGUAUUUAAUGCCAAAUUUAUGGUGCCAUGUUCCGAAUUUGAUAUUCAUGAUCAAUGUGACAACAUUGUUGAAGCAGUGAGAAGACGUCGACUUGCUGCUCAUUAAUAAAUAAGCUCUAAAAGUUACUUUAUUACUACUAUUUAUGUUAUAAAUUUUGUUGAUGAAA
Molecule: messenger RNA, 3392 nt
Organism: Nasonia vitripennis (jewel wasp)
Lineage: Eukaryota; Metazoa; Arthropoda; Insecta; Hymenoptera; Pteromalidae
Gene: SMC5
Product: structural maintenance of chromosomes 5
Exons: 15
Coding region: 152-3331 (1059 amino acids)
Biological process (GO): double-strand break repair via homologous recombination
Cellular component (GO): Smc5-Smc6 complex
Molecular function (GO): ATP binding; ATP hydrolysis activity
Source: RefSeq, a predicted model, not a curated record